UUAAAAAAAUUAAAUUUAUUGUAUCCAGUGAACUUAUAAUGGCAACUUUAUCGCUUGGGCCAAAAAUAAAAGGACUUUAAAAAAAAAGAUAUCAUUAAUCUUAUGCACUCCGGUGACAUCAGUAACAUUAAAAUCACCUCGCUAAAAAAUUCUUAAUGAAUUAGUGACCACAUUAGUUUGUAAAUUUUUAAAACUAGCUACAUAAAAAUAUUGUACAACUUAGUUUAAGUGAUUUAGUAUUCAAACAGCACAUUAAAGUACACGGACUGCUAACAAAUAGUUAAACCUUAUUUUUGUAAUACUGCUAUCGGUUUCUUUUUAUAGAUGUGGUAUUUAGAUUAAAAGUGUCAUAAAGAGUAUUUCAAAUUUUAAUUAUUGUGGAUUCUAUUUCAUAAUAUCGGCCAAUAAGGAACGUUUUGUUUUGUUUACGACGCAACAUAGAAAUUUAUUUAUUAUUACUUAAAAAUAAAUAUUUCCACUGUUAGGAUUUAACUCCUCCCCAUUUUCCUCCUCGUCCUCUAAACUUUUUUUUUUCUCCUCUCUCUCCCCGCUUUUCUUGAUGGCGGACAAGAAUUAGAUCGCCUGCGUGAUGCUGAAGAUAUACUUGCGUCAAAGAUGGCAAGUUUAUUUUGGGUGCUAGAAUCUACCCACUUCUAAUAUAGCUUUCAGCAAUGGAGUUUGGCUGGCUCAAGCCACUGUUGAGGCAAGUUGCCAAGCUAAGCAAAAAUACUCAGUUCAGUGGAGGUUGACUCCUAUACCUCUGGAUGUUCGCAAUUCUUUCUGAGGAUCUAAAUUUACACAAUGUUUCAUCUAAAAUUCUAGUUAUCUUAUUCUAAAUUGCUUUAUUGGAAAUUCUUAAAAUGUCCUUGAUUGGUUCUUUAUUUAAUGAAAAUUAAUGUCUGAUAAGCUUUUAAGUUAUUUUUCUGGCUAAAUUAUUUCUGUAGUUCGAAUGAAAAGUUUGAAACUAUGUGUUUUUACGGUGAUAUAAUACAAUGGGGACAAAGAAACCUACUUUACUAGAAAGUUUGUCUGACAAAUGCAGUAUGCAUUCCUGCACAAGUUUCCUCCGUGGAUUUUCAUCUAGACUCAGAGUUGAAGAUAGUGAUACAAGCUAUUUGAAUGCUUCAGUUAACCAAAUGGGUGAUGAGAAUUCAUGUGAUAGACCAUCUUCAGACAAACUUUCCCCAGCACAAGCUGACGAGUCAGGCUCACGUCAACCAAGUGUGGAAGAUGAUGAGGAUGGACAUCUAGUAUAUAGGACCGGGGACAUACUUCAGGAACGAUAUAAAAUUAUUGCAACACUUGGAGAAGGAACAUUUGGGAAAGUUGUUAAAGUUGUUGAUCUGAACAGUGAAGAUGGUGAUAAAAAAGCUGCUGUUAAAAUUAUAAAAAAUGUUGAAAAAUAUAGGGAGGCUGCUAAACUGGAAAUAAAUGUUUUGGUUAAGUUAGCUGAUAUUGACCCAGAGUGCAAACAUUUAUGUGUGAAGAUGUUGGACUGGUUUGAUUAUCAUGGUCACGUUUGUAUUGUAUUUGAAUUGCUAGGGAAGAGUGUCUUUGACUUUCUGUUGUUUUUGCAGAAACACAACAAUUAUGCUCCAUACCCAUUAGAACAAGUGAGACACAUGAGUUACCAGCUCUGCUAUUCUGUAAAAUUUUUGCAUGAUCACAAAUUAACUCAUACUGAUUUAAAGCCUGAAAACAUCUUAUUUGAAAACUCUGAAUUUGAAUUGGUUAUGAACCCAAAAAAGAAGAGAAGUGUCAGAAAAGUAUUGGAUACUAAUAUUCGUCUCAUUGAUUUUGGAUCUGCCACCUUUGAUCAUGAACAUCAUAGUACUAUUGUGUCCACUCGUCACUAUCGAGCUCCUGAAGUUAUAUUAGAAUUGGGUUGGUCUCAACCUUGUGAUGUCUGGAGUAUUGGUUGUAUUCUGUUCGAAUUACUAAUGGGAAUAACACUUUUCCAGACUCAUGAUAAUCGGGAACAUCUUGCAAUGAUGGAGAGAAUUUUGGGUCCUCUACCAUAUAGAAUGUGUCGCAAAACUAAAACUAAGUAUUUCUAUCAUGGCAGAUUAGAUUGGGAUCAUAAGAGCUCCGCAGGUCGUUAUGUUAGAGAAAACUGCAAAUCUUUGAAGAGAUAUAUACACGUUGAUGAUGAAGAGCAUAGACUACUUUAUGAGUUAGUUUCUAGAAUGUUAGAAUAUGAGCCUUCCCAGCGAAUCACUCUCGAAGAAGCGUUAGCUCAUCCCUUUUAUGAUAAACUUGAGCCUGAACAGAAAUUGCACAAGCUUGAAAAGAGUUCGGAAAAUCAAGAAAGAUCUCACAGUCUCAGCAGGUGACUAGCUGAUGAAUAAAUAGGGAGAGUGAAUAAAUUAAAAUUAUGCCAAAUACUGAAAUACACAUUAUUUGACUUAUACAGUAUUUUUAGAUUGUUGCAGCUCUCGGCAACUAAGAUUUUGAUUAUCUCAGUUUUAUCUAUGUAUUCUGGAUAAUUUUAUAAUCAUUUUAAAAAGAAAGCACAUAGCCAACAGAAUAAUAGUUUAUUUAUUCUAGAUUAUAUAUUAUAAAAUCGAACUAAUAUUUUCAAAAUAUUGAAUGGUUAUCGACCAAAAAAACCUUAAUGAAAAUAAGUCUCUUUUUUUUUUACCUUGUUGUCUGUCUUGAUUAUGUUGACUAAUUUGCCUUUUGCUAGUUAUCUUUGACAUUCCGUCUAAAAAAUUUGUUACCUUAACUGGAGGUUGUAUAUAUGUUUAAAUGUAAAAAUGUGUAAAUAGAUGUAUGUAUAUAGUAUUUCGUCAGUUAUUGCUCAUUGUGUAAUAUUCUUUUCAUUAAGAAAUGAAAAACACAUUUCACUUAUGUUUUGUGCCUAAAAUAAUAAUAAAAUGCUACAAUCAUUAACAUAUUUAUUCUAAUUUUAAAAAUUUUAUAUUUUCUACAGGAAUCUGUAUGAAUUCAUUAAAUAGUUUGAAUUAAAA
This is a messenger RNA of Parasteatoda tepidariorum (common house spider), 2969 nucleotides long. It is a transcript of the gene Doa, whose product is annotated as CDC like kinase darkener of apricot. The record is from RefSeq and is a predicted model, not a curated record. Gene Ontology annotation, cellular component: nucleus. Gene Ontology annotation, biological process: regulation of RNA splicing; protein phosphorylation. Lineage: Eukaryota; Metazoa; Arthropoda; Arachnida; Araneae; Theridiidae. Gene Ontology annotation, molecular function: ATP binding; protein serine/threonine kinase activity.